GCCUUGAGCAACAUUUGCUCUGCCCGCAAACAUGUAACAAAUCUGAAACGCUUUGCCCUGUUACUUGAAAGGCUGAGUUAAAUCUGUUUCUUCAGCAGGGAAAGAUGACAACUUCUGCUGAGAAGCCGCCCUUGAGUCCCAACACUGGGAAAAAGCAAUCUUCUCAUCUGCCUGUCUGCACAAAUCCCGGCAAUCCUGUGUUUUCCUGUAUGCUGGACCCCAGAGCGCUGACGACCAGUAGUUCUUUGAGAAAGCCUCAGGUUUUACUGUUUAAAACAACUUCGAGUGAAUAUGGUGCUAUACCGCCUACUUCACAGAUGUUACCCUGUACUUACCAUCCAGUAGAUCAAACGUUUACAAAACACUUACUCACUUGUGGGUCAUCUCAAGAUGGUUACUUGAAUACUGCCAUUGACAGAAGUAGGGUAUAUGACUACCCCAAUUUGCAGCAUACGCUGUAAAAAUGGCUCUCAAUUUUCUCAGACUUCGCCUAGACACUGAACUUUAAGAAAUCUGACUUCGUUAGUGACAGUUAUUCCCAGAAUGACUGAAAUGUUUGAUUUAUCUUGGUUUUGCUGGGUUGAACAAGAUGCAUCAAAAAGGAUGUAGCACGUUUGAUGAUAUACUUCUCUGAAUCAGACCUAAACCUGUAAAAAUAAAGCUUUUGAAACCGGUAUCAUAAAUGUGUAACUCAAGGGUGUAGAAAGAGUUAAGUGCAAGAGUCAUUUCACCUGAAGGUUUAUGUUUACUUAAAGUAUUUUCUGCUUUUAAAA
This is a messenger RNA of Oxyura jamaicensis (ruddy duck), 773 nucleotides long. It is a transcript of the gene PIERCE2, whose product is annotated as chromosome 10 C15orf65 homolog. The transcript has a single exon. Gene Ontology annotation, biological process: axoneme assembly. Lineage: Eukaryota; Metazoa; Chordata; Aves; Anseriformes; Anatidae. The record is from RefSeq and is a predicted model, not a curated record. Bases 105 to 461 code for a protein of 118 amino acids. Gene Ontology annotation, cellular component: axonemal microtubule.